AUGGCCGACGCGGCAAACACCAACGAUGAGCUCUACCCCAUCGCCGUGCUAAUCGACGAAUUGAAGCACGACGAUGUUUUGCUCCGGCUCAACGCUAUCCACCGCUUGUCGACGAUUGCCCUCGCUUUGGGCGCCGAACGCACUCGUGAUGAGCUGAUUCCCUUUCUCGAUGAGUCCGUGGAGGAUGAGGAUGAGGUUCUUGUUGCUUUGAGCGAGGAGCUUGGGAGCUUUAUCGACUACGUUGGCGGCCCCCAGUUUGGUCAUGUUCUCCUUUCCCCGCUAGAGAACCUGGCCGCGAUCGAAGAGCCCGUUGUGCGAGAGAAGGCCGUCGAGUCAUUGAACAAGAUCUGCGGCGACCUCUCCCCGCAACAAGUCGAAGAGUACUUCAUCCCCCUUACGAUCCGCCUCUCCAAGGCCGACUGGUUCACAUCCAAGAUCUCGGGCUGUGGCCUAUUCACCGCCCCCUACUCCAAGGUCCCACCGGCCGUCCAAGAACAGCUCCGCCAGCAGUUUGGCCAGCUGGUUCACGAUGACACACCCAUGGUGCGCCGCCAAGCCGCUACCAACAUGGCCAAGUUUGUGAAGGAGAUGCCCGCGGCCAUUGUGAUCGGAGAGAUGAUACCCAUGUUCCAACACCUCGUGCAAGAUGAUCAAGACAGCGUCCGGCUGCUAACCGUCGAAAUCUUGAUUUCUAUCGCCGAGGUCGUGCCCAAGGAGCAACAGGCGAGCCACGGUGUACUGUUGACUUCGCUGCGCAGCCUGAUAGAAGACAAGAGCUGGCGGGUGCGGUACAUGAUUGCCGAUAGGUUUGAAAAGAUUGCCAAGGCUGUCGACGAGGAGGUUGUGUCGAGAGACCUGGUUCCCGCCUUUGUAAAACUGCUUAAGGAUGGGGAAGCUGAGGUGCGGACCGCCAUCGCCGGCCAGAUCCCCGGCUUCUGCGCCCUCGUCGACCGGAAUACCCUCCUCAACGAGAUUAUGGGCACGGUGGAGAACUUGGUGUCAGACAGCUCGCAGCACGUCCGGGCGGCCCUCGGAACUCAGAUCAGCGGACUGGCCCCCAUUCUUGGGAAGCAAGAGACAAUUGACCACCUGCUGCCCAUGUUCCUCCAAAUGCUCAAGGACGAGUUCCCCGAAGUCCGGCUCCACAUCAUCUCAAAGCUGGAGCUGGUAAAUCAGGUCAUCGGCAUCGAUCUGCUCGCGCAGUCCCUCCUCCCAGCUAUAGUUCAGCUGGCCGAGGACAAGCAAUGGCGCGUGCGGCUCGCUAUCAUCGGUCACAUGCCUCUGCUUGCCGGACAGCUUGGCGUGGAGUUCUUUGAUGAUAAGCUGAGCCAGCUCUGCAUGGGCUGGCUGGGAGAUACCGUUUUCUCCAUCCGUGAGGCGGCUACGCACAACCUAAAGAAGCUCACCGAGGUAUUUGGCGUCGAAUGGGCGAAUGAGGCUAUUAUCCCUAAGGUUAUGGCUAUGGGCGCCCACCCCAACUACCUCUACCGGAUGACAACGUGCUUCGCCAUCUCGACCCUAGCUAGCGUUGUGACCAUGGACGUCAUUGCCACGUCGAUUCUGCCGAUGCUGGAGAAGCUCACGACGGACGACAUCCCCAACAUCCGGUUUAACGUGGCUAAGACAUACUCGGCACUGAUCGCCUCGCUGCGCCGGCUGCCAGAGGAGGGCACCAUCUACACACUGGAGCAGGCUGGCACGCCCUUCACAGCUUCUCCCAAGGGCCAACAGCUGAUUGACGAGCGCAUCUCGCCCAGUUUGGAGAAGCUACAGAAGGAUAACGAUGUAGACGUGCGGUACUUUGCGACGAUGGCGGCGGCUGCCGCUUCGGGGGCUUCUGGGCCGGCUGGCGAGCCGAUGAGCACAUCACCAUAG
This is a messenger RNA of Dichotomopilus funicola, 1875 nucleotides long. Its product is annotated as armadillo-type protein. Gene Ontology annotation, cellular component: cytoplasm; protein phosphatase type 2A complex. The transcript has 7 exons. The coding region runs from base 1 to 1875 and encodes 624 amino acids. Gene Ontology annotation, biological process: protein dephosphorylation. Lineage: Eukaryota; Fungi; Ascomycota; Sordariomycetes; Sordariales; Chaetomiaceae. Gene Ontology annotation, molecular function: protein phosphatase regulator activity. The record is from RefSeq and is a predicted model, not a curated record.